AAUAUUCAUCAUGUAUCUCAAAGUGUUUUUAAUAUUGAAGGACUUAAUUGUCUAUUUUGAAAUAAAGUGAUUCAAUAAACUAAAAUUAAUUACUUAAUUGAUGUAAACGUAAAUUAAUAACUAAAGUGAAAAACUUAACUAUCCAAUAAUUGUUUACCAUAAAAGAGGAUGUGACUUUAAUGAAUAGUUGUAAUUGUAAACUGAAGGAAUUAUUUAGGCUUAGUGGCUUACCAUGAAAAAGCAGUAACCAUGGCUUACCAUUAGUAAAACUUAAAUGUGCUAUCAUCUGCCAUCGAACCAACGAGCAAGGGGUCAAAAUAAAAGUGGUCUUUCGCUGCACUAAAUGAUUUUUUUGAUUAUAUCUUGCACGUCUUUAUAUUUAACAAAAAUGUUUAGUUUAUACGUAAUACCCCAAACCCCCCCCCCCCCCCCCCCCCCCCCCCCCCCCCCCCCCCCCGAGGGCUACUGUAGCUCCGCCUCUGAUCAACAUGGAUUUUAUUAUUGGUCUACCUCUGUCAGGUGGGAAGACAGUCUUGUUCGUGGUGGUGGAUCGUCUCACUAAGUACGCUCACUUCAUGGCUCUUGCACACCCGUACAUGACAAAGUUGGUUGGUAAAUAGUUCGUUACGGGGGUUAUUCAACAUCAUGGCUUCCCGCAGACUAUAGUGAGUGACAGGGAUGCAAUAUUUCUAAGCCAUUGCUGGAAGGAGGUCUUUGCUAUGGCACAGACGGAAUUAUGUAUGAGUUCAGCUUACCACCCACAGACCGAGGUCAUUAAUCUUCAUUUAGAGUAGUAUUUGAGGUGUUUCGCCCAUCAGCAGCUGAAAGGCUGGUUGGCCAUGCUACCCUAGGCGGAAUUGUGGUACAACACGAUGUACCAUAGAGCUAUACGGAUGUCAUAGUUCGAAGCUCUUUAUGGUCGGUCAUCGCCGGUGUUGGUUUGCUACAGAUGGGGUUCGAGCACUGUGGAUGCAGUGGAUAAAUGGUUGGCUUCUCAGGACGAAGCUUUGGCGCAAGUGAAGAAUUAUUUGGCAGUGGCUAAUAAACGGAUGAAGCAACUGGCGGACGCAGGACGGAGGGAAGAGGAGUUCGCAGUGGGUGAUCUGGUGCUUCUACGACUGCAUCUGUACCGACAGUCUGUUGUGUUUAGGCGAGCUUACCAGAAACUAGCAGCCAAGUACUUUGGGUCGUAUGAGGUACUGGAGCGAGUGGGGCCAGUGGCAUACAGACUGCAUCUACCAGAGACUUCAAGCAUCCAUCCUACUUUCCACGUCGUGCUGUUGCAGAGGUACCCGAAAGUACACGUCCUGGGGAGGUGCCAGUUCCACCGGUUACGGCAAAGGGAGACUUGUUGCUCGAGCCCUUGGAGGUCAUGGAUACUCGUUGGGUGCAAUGCAGUCAAAAGCGCGAUUCUACCUAGAAAUGGAAAAGGGGCAAAAUCGUAAAGCGUAAAAGCGUAAGUUUUUGACGCAUGCUCUAAAAUAACUAAAAAACUGUUAAGUACGACAUAUACUAUGUAAAAUAUGAGUGCACAGAAUUUAGAAAAGUUAAUAAGCACCCGCAAUUCAUACCUAAAGUAGAGAAGCUAAUAGCCUCUUAAUAAUAAGUUCAUAAACAUAAAUCUUAACAAUAAGCCACCUUUCUCUCUAUGCUAAUGAAUUUGGGAAGAUCCUAGAUGUAGCUGGUGAAUUAGAUUACUCUAUUGAAGCUGAGAAUGCGCCCAAGUACCUGUUAUGUAUCUUAAUAUCUUUUAAUCUCAAAUGUAUCAUAUUGUUGGUAUUUACCAUUAAAAUAUACUUUUUAUAAUUAAUGUCAUGAAAAUAAUACCCAUUUAGUGAAUUAGAAGCGUAAAAGCGUAAAGCGUUUUUGGUGAACUAGAAGCGUAAAAGCGUAAGCUUUUAAGCUUUAAAACGCAAUUUAGUCUGAUUUUGUACACUAAAGUUUUUAUAUGGAAACGAAAGCGUUUUGGUGACCUAGAAGCGUAAAACCGUAAGUUUUUAAGUUUUAAAUCCCGAUUUUAACUGCAUUGGUUGGGUGCACAAAGGCGGCAGGUUAAAGGAGGAGAGCUUGAUUCGAUGGAGACAUGUGGAGCCGCAGGAUGCUACGUGGGAAGAUACAAAGACUAUCAUACGGAUUUUUCCUACAUUCGAACUCGAGGGCAAGGUCGAUUUCGCAGAGGAUGGGAAUGAUAGAAACACGACCCAGCAGAUGGGGGUGGUCGGACGGGUCACGGACCCGGUUUAUUGUUUGCGGGUUAUUAUUUGUUUGAAACACUAUUUAAGGAUUGUUUGGUAUUAUUUAGGAAUUAAGAAAGAACAAUUACAUAAAACCUAUUCUCCUAUCUUCCUUCUCUCUCUACUGCUCUUCCUCUCCAAUCCCUAAUCUCUUCUUCAAAUCAAUCUUCCAGCUCAAUUCUUCCUCAACUCUCAUACUCUUUCACCCCAAAUCCCUACUUCUAUAUUGUAUCUAUCACACAUAUAUAGUGAUUUAUUAUGUAAAUAUUAAUAUGGAUGACCAUUACAUUAUAUGUAUAUUGGGUGUUAUCUGUAACCCCUCAACCCAUUCCAAUUACCCAUUCAUUCUCACAUUCAUGUAUAUUGAUUGUAAGAAUGUAGAAGUUAUGUGAUGUGUGCCUAUAAAUAGAGGAUCUUCUGGUACUAAGGAACACAUGAAUAAGAAAGCUAUAUUCCCCUCUCUUGUGUCUAUCCCUCUUCAUACUAUCUCAUAGUUGUUUAUCUUUCCCUUUAAUUCAUAACAUGUUAUCAGCACGAGACUCUUCUUUUUGAAAAUGUUAAAUCCAUAGUUGUUCUGCUCAAGGCAUGUUGUUUCUUCCAAAUGGUUUCUUUUAUUGUUCUAAUUCUAUUUAUAUACCAUUUCCUUUAUUAAUCACACAUGAAUUCUUUGUUUGAGAAUGCAAAGGUAUAAUCUCCUUAAUUUUUUUUAGCAAGUCAUAGUUAUAUAUACUUCGUAGUAAUAUAAAAAUAUUAGUAUAUUUUGCCUUUAUAAUUUGUUUCUUUAGAAAUUCAAAUUUAUUUAUAUAUUUGUAAAAAAUUUGAUUUGAUAUAUUAUGGGUCACAGAAGUCAUUUGUCUUGAUAACAAUCUGUAUUUAUUUAUUUAUUACUUUAAUUUGUGUAUAUUUCUAUGAUAGUAUGUCGAAUCUUUCAAAGCUUGAGUUUGUGGCUCUUGAUGUCACUAGAAAGAAUUACCUAUCAUGGGUGAUAGAUGCUGAAAUUCAUUUAGCUGCCAACGAUCUUGGAGACAUGACUAAAGAGGGUAAUAAUUAAUAAAGCAUCGGAUCCAGAUAAAGCUAAAACAAUGAU
Molecule: messenger RNA, 3321 nt
Organism: Linum trigynum
Lineage: Eukaryota; Viridiplantae; Streptophyta; Magnoliopsida; Malpighiales; Linaceae
Source: the annotation of a GenBank genome assembly